Molecule: messenger RNA, 3977 nt
Organism: Pangasianodon hypophthalmus (striped catfish)
Lineage: Eukaryota; Metazoa; Chordata; Actinopteri; Siluriformes; Pangasiidae
Gene: slc43a2a
Product: solute carrier family 43 member 2a
Exons: 14
Coding region: 220-1917 (565 amino acids)
Biological process (GO): neutral amino acid transport; transmembrane transport
Molecular function (GO): L-amino acid transmembrane transporter activity; neutral L-amino acid transmembrane transporter activity
Source: RefSeq, a predicted model, not a curated record
GAAGCAAGCGGUGCAAAUAUAAAAACAGGAACCUCUUAGGUUUGAAAAUGAAUAGAUACAAAGAAGCCAAAAUAACAGUAAGAUCGGAACAUUUACUCAUCUGUUGGUGCUGUCAGGUCGGAAAAGAGCAAGAUUCUGCUGAAGAACACUGAUAAACAGGCUUAAUCAUCAAAGCUUUGCCGUUAUCGCUGGUGUGUGAGAGUCACAGUGUCCAGCAUCAUGGCCCCCUCACUGGCCACAGCUUUCUCACGCCGCUGGUGGAUGGCAGUGACAGCAGUGAUUGAGAGUCUGCUCUUCUCUGCUGUACUCCUGGGAUGGGGAUCUUUACUCAUCAUGCUGAAAUCAGAGGGCUUCUACUCCUCCCUCUGCAAAGAACCAGGCAACAAUACAAUGCAGAAUGUGUCUGAAAAGAGUGAGGGAAACAAAAGUGAAGAGUUCCUGCAAAUGAAUGGCUGGCCCAUCUGUAAAGAGCAGGAUGAGAUGCUGAAUUUGGCCUUCACCAUCGGCUCCUUCCUUCUGAGUGCCAUUACACUGCCGCUGGGUAUCAUCAUGGACAAAUAUGGGCCACGCAAACUUCGCCUGCUUGGCAGUGCCAGUUUCGCCCUCUCCUGUAUUCUGAUUGCUUAUGGUGCCAGUGAUCCAAGGAAUCUCUCAUUCCUGAUCUUCUUUGCUCUGGCGCUGAACGGGUUCGGGGGCAUGUGCAUGACCUUCACCUCCCUCACACUUCCCAACAUGUUUGGAGACCUACGCUCCACUUUCAUCGCACUCAUGAUUGGAUCCUACGCUUCUUCUGCUGUCACUUUUCCAGGCAUUAAGGUGAUCUAUGACCUGGGCGUGGCCUUCAUCACCAUCCUACUUGUCUGGGCCGGCUGUGCUGGCCUCGUCUUCAUCAACUGCUUCUUCAACUGGCCACUGGAGCCCUUCCCUGGACCCGAGGACAUGGACUACACUGUGAAGAUCAAGUUCAGCUGGCUGGGCUUUGACCAUAAGAUCACAGGCAAGCAGUUUUACAGGCAGGUGACCACUGUGGGCCGCAGACUCAGUGUGGGGAACUCCAUGAAAAACCAACCCAAAAUGCUGGCCACUCAGGACGGAAACAAGAUCUGCUUGUCCACUGUUGACCUAGAUGUGCAGUGCAAGUCUACAGAGGAGUCCCAGUCAUUCAUGCGCAGUGUCUUCAGCCCGAUCUUCCUGCUAAGCCUCAUCACCAUGUGUGUCACUCAGCUGCGACUCAUCUUCUACAUGGGAGCCAUGAACAGCAUCCUGGAGUCCUUUACUGAAGGAGACCUCACCACGGUGAGCACAUACACCUCUAUUUUUGGUGUGCUACAGCUGCUGUGUCUCUUGACUGCUCCAGUGAUUGGUUACAUCAUGGACUGGAGAUUAAAAGAGUGCGAGGACAAGAAUACGAAACAAAUCACCAAAGACCCCACCCAGCCAAAGAAGCGUGAUAGGCAGAUCCAGCAGAUCAGCAACGCCACCAGAGCCUUUAUCUUCACAAAUCUGCUGCUGGUGGGCUUCGGUUUCACCUGCCUGAUCCCCAACCUGCCUCUCCAGAUUUUGUCCUUUAUAUUGCACACCAUUGUGAGAGGUUUUAUCCAUUCUGCCGUGGGAGGCCUAUAUGCUGCUGUGUACCCCUCCUCUCAGUUUGGCAGUUUGACAGGUCUGCAGUCUCUGAUCAGCGCUCUCUUUGCUCUUCUGCAACAGCCUCUAUUCAUGGCCAUGAUGAGCCCGUUAAAGGGAGAUCCUCUCUGGGUAAAUGUGGGCCUGCUGGUUCUCAGCAUGCUGGGCUUCUGCCUCCCUGGCUACCUGCUCUGUUAUGGCAAGCAACUGCGUCGGCAAAAACAGGAGCGGGAGGACGACCCCAAGAUCUGUCUUAAGAUCAACAAUGGCAACAACCAAGAGGCCUUUGUCUGAACAUGGACUCGGACAUGAACGCCACAAGUCAGACUGAGAGCCAGGAGGCAAUAGAGGGGAACGGAGAGAGGAAUGAAAGUUGCAAAAAGUAUAAUUCAACUAUCCUCUUUCCCUUAUCCAUCUCCAUCAGUGUUCUACUACUCUUACACACACAAACAGAAACACAGACACACAGGCAAAGCAGCAAAUACAAUGACAUUGUGCCACCCAAAUAAGUUUACACACCCUGUAGUCUCAAUACCAGAUUCUCUGGGUAAACCAAGAGCAUUUAGUUACUGGAAAAUGUUCCUUUAGAAUUAAAUCUAGUGUUGUCUGCGUAGUUGAAAUUCUCCUAUGGAUUAGGAGCGUCUAGCUAAUCCAACUAGCCCCUUCUCCUAGUUCUCUGUCCAUCAUAUAAACCCAGAGAACAAGCCAGGUUAGACAAUAAUAUCUUUGUUUUUAGAUAUGAUUACCAUAUUUACUGGGAGCAAUUUCCAAUCUGUGUUCGAUUUCUUGCCUCAUUUUCUGAUCCUGACCUAUGUGGCUAGAAUAAAAUGAAAGGAGUAUUAAUUAUAUAGUGAUGAUACCAGACUGAUACCAGAUGAUACCAAUAUUGUUUCUCCUGGAUUAUUUCCUAGUGGGCUGGAUGAGCACUGUGAAUCACAAGGCACAACAUGUAAUGCUACCUGCACUGGCUAUCCUCUCAUACACAACAACUUAUCAAAGAACUCAUAGUACUUUUGAAUAUAACAGACAUGGGCCACAUACACACUACCUAUCUGGCUUGACACAUCAAAGAGGAAAGUAGGGAAGAAACUCCACAAAGACAUGUUAUCCUGUCCUUUCUUUCUGGAUUUUUAAAAAUCGUAUUCCUGUUCUUCAUACUAUGGAUAUAUGGACAUACAGUAUUAAGACUCAGUAUGAACUCCUCCGGUUGGACAGCAUGCUUAAACAACAGAAGAGAAAAUGAGUGCUACAAGUGUUUUAAGACAUUUAUUAUUGCCAGUAAUUAUGACUGCAACCUCAGUUAUGUGACUUGACAUUUCUGGUUCCUCCAGUGUUUACAAUGAUCUUAUAGUCUCAAAAACAGUUUCUAGGCGACGCUCCCGCUUUGAGAUAUUUUAUGAAUGCAGGCCAGGCCAGAUCCAGCAGCAUGCUACACACUAGGAGUGGGCACGAUGGCAAAAAUAUCAUAUUGCGAUAUUUGAAAUCAUCUUCAUCAUAUUUUAUAUCAUUAUAUUUAGUUUUGCUGAGGUUUAGGAUGACAGAAGAGCCAUAUUAUGCAAUAUUCAGAGAUUUAAACAAAAUUAAAGUAUUUAAUAAGGGAAAAGGAAACAAUUGGUACAAAAGUAGUUUUCUUUUUUUAACUUUGAAUCAGUUACAGCAAUAAUGAAGAAGCACUGACUCUUGACACUGCUCACAGGACUCUGUAUCAUGAGCUUAAUAUAUCGCAGUAUCGAUGUAAUAUUGUCAUAUUGCCCAACCUUACUAUCCAGAGCACAGCAUGGCCAUGAGACGGCAGCUUCUACUGAAUGGAGCAUAUCUGAGACACGCUGCAUGUGCUUAAUUAAAAUCAUGUUAAACAAUGCUUUUUAUAUAAUUAAUGCUUCUUUUUAAGAUCAGUUAAAGAUGCAGCAUUUAAUCUUUGAAAAAAGUACCAAACUGAUUAUUAUCUAAUUUGAUCUGAUCAUUAGCAAUGCAGCAUAGAUUUUCAGGUGACAUGUUUUGCAGUAUAUUUCAAUUUCAGAUGAGCAGAAUGUUGCAGUAGUAACAGUACUCUAAAGUCAUGUUUUGCUUUAUGAGUGGCUCAUAGAUGGUUACUCGAUAGUAAACAAGUGACUGUAAGGAAAGUAAAAAAAUUCACACAGUACAACAGACUGAACUUCACCAGCAAUAAUAUGCGACACCAUAUUGAAUAGUUCUUAGACUGUAGGUAUUGUACUGAUUACCAGUGUAUGAGUGUGUUUCCACCCACCUGCUCAUUCAUUAUUGGACUAAAGUAUACUAAUUGUAAAGGUUAAAAUGCUAGCUAUAAUUAUUAUUAUACGUUUUCUUUUUUUUUUUCUUUUUUUUUUUUUUUG